This is a messenger RNA of Debaryomyces hansenii CBS767, 1863 nucleotides long. It is a transcript of the gene MED1, whose product is annotated as Med1p. The transcript has a single exon. Lineage: Eukaryota; Fungi; Ascomycota; Pichiomycetes; Serinales; Debaryomycetaceae. The record is from RefSeq and is a predicted model, not a curated record. Gene Ontology annotation, cellular component: mediator complex. Gene Ontology annotation, molecular function: transcription coregulator activity. Gene Ontology annotation, biological process: regulation of transcription by RNA polymerase II. Bases 1 to 1863 code for a protein of 620 amino acids.
AUGUCUAGUUUCAAUGAUAGUUUAGAUGAUUGCUUGGUUACGCUAUAUGAUUACUCCUCGAAUUUCUAUAUUAAUGUUGAAUUAAUUCAAAAAUUGGCUCAACAUUUGAAGUUGGAUACUUUUGUUGAUAAAGAUGCUUAUUCACAUAUUUUUGAACCUACCAAGAGCUCUGAAAGAGUUAAGUUCCAACGGUUAUCAAUAGCUGGGUCGUUUAUUUUAAUCGAUAUUGAUUUCACUGAAAUAAACAAGAUUAUAAAGGUGUCAUUGUCUUUGGCAAACCAUAUUGAUGAAACGAACGGGAAUAUACCCAACUUUGAUUUAAAGAGCCAUGUAACGAUAGGGGAGAAAGACGAACAAGGGAAUAUGUUGGUGGAAAUUGACUCCACCGAAAAUAAGUUAACAUUUCUAACCAAGGGAAACCAGGAAGCAGAACCAUCUGCUGAUGACAUUUUACUCUCGAGUCUACAGGCAGAGAAGUUAGGGAAAUUUCCAUUCAAUUUGAAAUUUCUAGCUACUUUAGAUAGAUUAUCAUCUACUGAUGAAGAUUUAUUUUUGUAUUUAGAUAAGACUGCGGUGAUAUUGCAAACUGCAUACUUGCUUGAAACUAAACACAACGAAGAUUGGUUAUAUACCGAGGGGCUUUAUACCAGUGUUGGUAAAAUAUCGACAAACGAUCCGAAAAGUUCACAAUUGGGUGUUUUCAUUGAUUUUUGGAACGAUUUUAGAUAUAUAAACCACGAGUAUACAACCUCGGAUUCGAGUACACUCCUCAUGGGUAAUAGUUACAAAGGGUUCUUAAAUAUUAAAGCAUCCAAUUCAACCCAAAAGGACUACCUACUUCAAAACAAAGAAAGUAUUUGGAAAUUAGUUGGUAGGGAUGAAGUAAUAGAAAGUUACAAACUUGCGUUCAAUGAUGGCCCACAACCAAAAGCACCUUCAACAGCAACAUCAUCAAUCAAAAGCUCGAACAAAAAUAAUUCAAACUGGAUACUUUCGUUGGACCUAAAUUAUCCAGUUUUUGUACAUUUACAGGUCCUUGAAUUUCUUGGAAUAACUGAUUAUGAAAAGAGUAAUGAGAAAAUAAUCGAUUCCGACCUAUUCGAUAAGUUGAACGAUAGUAAUGAAUACAAUUAUAACUCGGGUAUCAAUAAAGAUUCCCCUUCAAAAUUGCAUAUAACACAACAAAUUUCACAAGAAUACAUUCCGCUUACUUCAGUGUCGCUCAAUUCGUUAACGAAUCUAAUUCAGUUGAUUCCAUUAUUCCGUAAUUACAUUGUUCUUGCCAAUUUACUUCGUACUUUAAUAAAGGAAACAGCAAGUAACCCGUUCAUCUUUGUUGGAAUAAAUGGUGUCUCGACCAGGGCUGGCGAAAUGUCUACAGAGACUAAGAAUAGAUUAAAGGCAUCACUUAAAUUACCCGAUGAUGUAACCGACGAAGAAUUGAUGGGAUUGAGUGCUGUUUCUGAUAAUAGUGCGUUUUCAACAGCACAAAUAAAUAAACCAAAUACUGUUGACUUGACUUCUUUUAUGAAUGAUGGAUUAUCUGAAGUAGAAAAACCCCCGGCAUCUAUUGAGGAUCUGUAUAUUCUGUUUUCGUUAGACGAUAUUGAUUAUUGUUCUUCUACUUACGACUUAUUAAUAUCAAUAGAUGGGUUAUUGGUGAACUCAAAAGACGAACUUGUUGACUUUGAAGUGAAAUUUAAAAUACUGAAUGGUGUUAUGUCUAAAAUUAAACCUGACGAUCAAGAGGAUGUUAAUAUGGACGAUGACAACGAGCUGAUUGACAAAAACGAAAAGUUCAUUAAAGGAUUAAACGUAACCGAAGAUAUUAUAAAAGUAUUAAAAUAUGUUUAUUUAGAUUAG